AUGGAUCUUACAAAUUAGAGUAAAUUACUAAGACCAGUGAUAAAAAUAACUGACUAUGAUUAGAAGAUACCCAGCAAGAAUCUUAAAAGUGUUGAUGAGAAACUUCAUACUUCAAGAAAUAGAGAGAGCUCCUUUGAAAAUAAGACUAAUCUGUUAACGUCUUUGAAUUAACUAGCCAGACAUACUUAUGAUAAUGAUUAUGGCGAUUCUUCAGAACAGUCUUAGAUCAGACUGCUUUAAAAUCAUAUAAAAAAGAUAUCCAGGAUAAAAGGAAAAGAUUCUCUUUCGCGUGAAAGCUAUCCAUUGAAACUCGAAGAAGAUUUCAACAUCAAUGAGGUGUUUCACUAUGGAACAUCCCAUCGGAAUUGUAAAAAUUCUACAAGAGAUAAAAGAAAUAGCAAGUUUGAUAUGACUUGGAAAAUGAUAGACUCUAACGGGUUUUAAUAAUAAAAAGAAUUUAGAACUAGAGGCAAGUAAAUUAUCGAAGAGAUGAUGAGUUAAAGGGAAACAAAUGUUCAGACUGUGCUGGAAAAUGACUUAAAUUCUGUUUUGUAGGAGUAGAGUUUAUAUAACCAGGCAUUUUCAAAGUAAUCUAGCUCAGUAAACAACGAAGGCACAGACGAGCUCAAUGCAACUUUAUAUGUUUAAAAAAUGAUUGAAAAGACCGGAGAUAAACUAUAAUAGCAAGCAGGAAGAGGAAGAAAUGGUAUUAAAGGAAAUACCUUGAAUAAAAAUAGCCGAUUUAAAUCUAUGAUGCUGCCAGAGCUUAAAUCUAAAAAUCAAACCCUCAAUGAUAAUGCUGAUAUUGCGAAGCAUCUAGAAAUUUAGAUAUUUAACUAGUCUCCAACUUCUAUGAGAUCUCCCGUUAAUGAGCCUACUCUCCCUUAGUUAUUCAGCUCGGGGAUGCAAAAGCCUUUUAUGUCUUCGCGAAAUAAUCAAAGCUAGAAAAUUACCAUUAAAGCUAAAUCAGUGAGUAAACUGUUGACAAAACCUUCAAAGAUUACCAAUAGUGAUAGACAAGAUCUAGUAGUCGAUUAAACUAGAGACAAUUUGCUCGUAGAAAAGAGCUUUUAAGAAUCUUUUAAGUACGUUAACCAGCAGCAGAAAAUGAAGCAAAAGGCCUAGAGAGAUAUCUAAAAGAACAUCGAAAUAAGUAAAGAAAUCAAUAGGGAUCAGAACAAUAGUUCAUAAUUUGUAAAAUCUUAAGUAAUGUAUUAGGAUAUUUAUCAAGGGGGGAACAAAGUAAUAGCAGAAGACAAUGAUUGGGAAAACUAGAUGAAGGACGAGCUGUUGGAUUUGGUAGAUUAGACUAUCUUGAUGAACAAGCCAAAAUAUGAUGUCAAUAAUAAAAUCUAUGACUCACUAAAGUAAUAAGAUUCAUUAGAAUAAGAAAAUAAUCCUAAGAAGAAUAAUUAAUUCAGCACUAAACUAGAUCCGACACUUGUGAGUGACCUAUAGGUGGGUCUCAAAGUUCAUCAAGUCCCAAAACUUACUGGAGGCCCUCUAGAUAAAUAACAACUUCAACUUAGUAAGGUCGAUAUCGGAGGCGCAUAUCGAGAGGCCUCACUUAAAAACUAACAAGCUUAAAGCAACAAUGAUGAGAAUUUCCAGUUGGCUUAGCAGAUGUAAAACAAUGACUAUUUUAAGAAGUUCGCUCAAAAGCAUCAAAGAAAACUAGAGCAGUAGAUAGAUAGAAUUUAUGGUCCAGGUGAAAAUACAAAUGCAUCUCCAGAAGCAAAGAAAGGCAUACCUCCAGACUUCAAAAGCUAAUUUAUGAAUUUUUUGGGAAAUCAUAAUGAAUUUCGCAAGAAUAACCCAGAAAUAUUCGAUGCAGUAAAUACAUCUAAGAAUAGAGAGUUUAUCAAGGACAAGCUCAAGUUCUUGACUCCAAUAAAAAUUAAUAAGGACAGGGAUAUUGAGGAUAUUGUCACGUCAGAGGAUACUCUGAGACGUUUAAAGGCUGCUAACUAUGGGAAAUGGUAUAUUAAGCCUCAAGAGUACAAUAAAAAGAUAGUGAAACUAAACAGGAAAAUUGAUACGUACUUCAAGAAGGAUUGA
Stylonychia lemnae is the source of this 2058-nucleotide messenger RNA. Lineage: Eukaryota; Ciliophora; Spirotrichea; Sporadotrichida; Oxytrichidae. The record is from the annotation of a GenBank genome assembly.